AUGUCAGAGGCACAAUCAGCAGUGGACGCGAUUGCCAUCGCUUCAAAUCCUACAAAUUCUUCGUCCAUCUUAUCUUUUUCCUGGGCUGAUCAAUUGGCGGUGGCAGUUCCGCAUAUUCUUUAUGCAAACACCACAUCUGUAUCCCCUUAUCUAGUCCAAACAAGUUUAUUUUUGGCCAUUGCCACUGUGUGUAUCUUGAUUGGGUCCCAUUCAACAGUGAGUAAACCUAGAAAUGCGGCAUUGCCUCUGAGUGAUGUGGAGAAUCCGUCAUAUGACCCAACCGAUAACGAUGAAUCCAAAUAUCUCAUUACAUCCCCAGAAUCCUUGAAAUUGGCAAUAUUACAAUUAGAUUCCAUAAAGAUACAACAUGUUGUGGCCUUUCCAUUUGUGACUGCAGCUACUUUGUUCGGGUUACACCGUGCUAUCCAUUACUUGAGUGCUGAGCAGAUCAAUUAUUGGUUGAACGUCCACUUCAUGUUAGUGUCCUUCGUUGCUGUUUAUCGUAACUCGAAUGUCAUGUUGAACAGAUUCACUCGUCGAUUUUCCAAACUUUUCGGCAAAGAUUCCACCAUUUUCUUCGAAAGGUACAAACUCACCUUAUCUACCAAUCGUGAACUACCAUUGGGUCCCAUUCAACACAUUGACUCAGAUAAAUUGGUGGAGGAAACCAAAAAAGACGAUACUUGGCUCUACAAAUUGCGGAAGUAUUUGAAGGACCAAGGAUUUUCUGUGAUCGGUGCACCCGCUAUCGCUUCUGAUGAGUACCACGGGUUGGUUUUCGAUUUGAAACCAUUGAUUCUCCUUCCUUUGAGUUUGGGAAGCAUGUAUCUCUUUUACUUGCACAACCCAAUCCUUAACUCGAGCUAUGGACAGCCAGAUAUUAACUGGUUGAUUCUUGAUUUCAUGCUGGCCAAUAUGGCUGCUUUUGCGAUCGGUUGCUUGAAAUUUCCUAACUUCAAAUUUAUGGCAAUUUUAUUGGGAGGGUUAUUCUUGUAUGACAUUUAUUUUGUCUUCCAGAGCAAUAUUAUGAUGGAAGUUGCAACUAAGGUCAAUGCACCAAUUAAAAUUCUUAUUCCACAACAACCCCAAGGUUUCAAAGUUCCAAUGAGCCUCUUGGGAUUAGGUGAUAUUGUCAUACCUGGAGUUUUGGCCUCAUUAAGUUUGCGUUUUGAUUUGUUCAACUAUCACGAAGAUCACCCUCUGGCGUACCAUCAUUUGACACGUUAUCCUCGCCCAUAUUUUAAGACCACGGUUGCCUCGUACCUCAUUGGAUUAUCAUUGACCUUUGUAGUACUUCACAAGACAGGAAAUGGCCAGCCAGCAUUGCUUUAUAUCGUUCCAUCGAUGUUCGUUGGUAUUUCUUUGUUGGCUACUAUCCGUGGUGAAAUGUCCAAACUCUUGAGUUUUGACGAGACCAUCAAAGAGUUUGACGAGAAAAACUAUGAUAAUAUUGGCCAGGACGACGAAUCGGACUCCGACUACAAUUUUUCUGGAGAUGACUCGUUAGAUGAGUGGAUAGACAGAGUUGAAGAAGACAGAAAUGAAGAUGCCACAGACAUCGAUGAAUUUCUCAAACAGGCACCCAAAACGCUUCCCAGAGUGGUAUACACCUUUAACAGUGACUCGGAAUCAGACGAAGAAGAUGACACAUACAUUAUAGGAGAAGAGGAGGAGUCGGACAUAGAAGAUUUAGAAGAUUUAGAAGCCGUGGAUGAACUGCUCGUGGUAGAGGAAUCGGAAUUAAUCCUUAUCAAGAAAGAUCUCAAAAAGGAAGUACGCGAGGUGUACAGUGACGAAGAAUAG
This is a messenger RNA of Suhomyces tanzawaensis NRRL Y-17324, 1803 nucleotides long. RefSeq lists its product as uncharacterized. Lineage: Eukaryota; Fungi; Ascomycota; Pichiomycetes; Serinales; Debaryomycetaceae. Gene Ontology annotation, cellular component: membrane; lumenal side of endoplasmic reticulum membrane; cytoplasmic side of endoplasmic reticulum membrane. Gene Ontology annotation, biological process: membrane protein proteolysis. The coding region runs from base 1 to 1803 and encodes 600 amino acids. The record is from RefSeq and is a predicted model, not a curated record. The transcript has a single exon. Gene Ontology annotation, molecular function: aspartic endopeptidase activity, intramembrane cleaving.